Molecule: messenger RNA, 2051 nt
Organism: Gadus macrocephalus (Pacific cod)
Lineage: Eukaryota; Metazoa; Chordata; Actinopteri; Gadiformes; Gadidae
Gene: grap2a
Product: GRB2 related adaptor protein 2a
Exons: 7
Coding region: 503-1510 (335 amino acids)
Molecular function (GO): protein binding
Source: RefSeq, a predicted model, not a curated record
UGUGUCAGCGCUAUGUGUGGUGAAUGGAGGAAGCGCCGUGUCGCUAUUCGACGGUUUCUUUCCCUCGUGAACUUUUGUCUUCCGCUGCGCCGCAGGGGAUGUCAGCGGACCGCCGACCAGCUCCGUGAUUUGAGUCCAGAGUCGCAUGGUGCAUACAGCCAGCUGCCGACCGCGGGUCUCAUGGGGCGUCAGAAGGCCAGCGCUGAGCCGUAGCCGUGGAGGAGUCACACCCAACUGCAUCACCGUUAGUCGGUCCCCCGGGACACGCUUCUGGAGUCCUGAACCCGAGCCGUCAGAGAGCUUCACUGACCCGUCUGAGGGCUGUUCAAUUAGUGGACACUAGAAGCCAUACCGAGAAGCCCCCCCCCCCCAAAGCUAUAGAAGCUGCUGGUCUCUCUCUCUCUCUCUGUCUCUGUCUCUGUCUCUGUCUCUGUCUCUGUCUCUGUCUCUCUCUCUCUCUCUCUCUCUCUCUCUCUCUCUCUCUCUCUCGCCCACUGUCGCCAUGGAGGCAGUGGGGAAGUUUGACUUUGAUGCGUCGUCACCCACUGAGCUGAGCUUCAGGAAGGGGGACGUCCUAAAGAUCCUAUCCUCCAACAACGGCUGGUACAAUGCUGAGAUGCAGGGCCAGGAAGGCUUCGUGCCUCAGAACUACCUGGACGUCCACAUGCCAAGGUGGUUCCAGGAGGACGCCAGUCGCAGCUCCGCCGAAGAGGACCUGAUGACGAAGGGCGUCGGAUACUUCCUGAUCCGCGGCAGCCAGAGCUCUCCGGGGGACUUCUCCAUCUCCGUCAGGCACGAGCACGACGUGCAGCACUUCAAGGUCAUCAAGGACAACCUGGGCCAGUACUUCCUGUGGGCCGAGAAGUUCACCUCCUUCAACCAGCUGGUGGACUUCUACAAGUCCACCUCCAUCUCCAAGCAGAGGCUGAUCUACCUGAAGGACGGCUCCGAGGACAUCCGGGCCCCCAACGCUCACCAGAACGCGGGGGUGGUGUUGGCGCCGGAGCCGACCGACCAGUUUGAAGCAGCUGGGAGGCGGAGCCCACUCGCGGGAGGGGCGGGGCCUGCAGCGGCCCCUCAGAGGGUGGCCCCUGCACAGAUGAAGGCCUCCUUCCAGGUGAAGGUAGCCCCCCUCCCGGAGAGGGCAGACCCCACCCAGGGCAGGGGAGCCCCCGUACAGGUGAGAGCGGACCCUACCAGGGGCAGGGGAGCCCCGCUACAGGGGAGGCCGGCCUCGGCCCAGAUGAGGGCGGGCUCGGCCCAGGUGAGGCCGGCCUCCGUCCAGGUGAGGCCGGCCUCCGUCCAGGUGAGGCCGGCCUCCGUCCAGGUGAGGCCGGCCUCUGUCCAGGUGAGGGCGCUGUACAGCUUCCAGGUGGAGGAGGAGGACGAGCUGGGGUUCUGUGCUGGUGACGUCAUCGAGGUGCUGGACUGCCGCGAUCCGUCGUGGUGGAGGGGCCGGCUGAGAGGGAGGAGCGGCCUGUUCCCCGCCAACUACACCACGCCGAUCUGAGGAGCAGGGGGAGGAGGAGGAGGAGGAGGAGGAGGAGGAGGAGGGGGAGCAGGGGGAGGGGGAGGAGGAGGAGGAGGAGGAGGGGGAGGAGGAAGAGGGGGAGGAGCAGGGGGAGGGGGAGGAGGAGGAGGAGGAGCAGUGAGGAGCAUUGAUCCAAGGUGUUACUGAAGACCAAACCUUCAUCUCAGGGGCGGUUCUAGGGGGGGGGCCAGCAGAGGCCAGUGCCCCCGUAAAACUGAGCUCGUACCCCCCCCCCCCUCGAAAUGUUUUUUUCUUUUUACGUCGGGGAUCAAUUGCUUGCGAUGGUGUGGCACUGACGCACAGGUUGGAACUUGAGAUUUAUAACAUGUCAUACUGACUUUACUGCUGUUGGGGAUGAAUGAUACUGAUGUCAGUGAAGGAAACCCAAAAUGUUGUAAUAUUGACAAUUGCUUUAGCCAAUGAAACAUUUCAAAUGUAUAAUAUUGACAAUUGCUGUAACUGAAGGAGACACUUAAAUGCUAAUAAAUAGAUAAUAAAUGCUGCAACGGGAAAAAGCCAA